AUGGAGCUGGAUCCGCAAUCCCUAAUAGCUCAACUCGAGGUCGGCGCCAACACACGCGAUCAGCUCGCCGCGCUCCGCUACCUGAAGAACGAAGUGGUUGGCCAUCUCCAAAAGAAAGAGCAAUGGGUUCAGCACGGCGUGGUCGCGCCCCUUGUGAACAUCAUAGCAUCCGAUGCGCCCGGAUCCGAGGGCGAGGGUCUACAGCAGCCCUUCUUGUCUCUGGGCGCUUUCACCGACGAGGAUACUGCCAAGCUACACGCCCUCCAACUGCUUGCGAGCUUUGCGAACGCCGGUCCUGCAUUCCUCCCGCCACUGCUUGCCAUCGGCGCUAUACCUGCUAUAAUGAGCACCUCUUGUCUUCGAAAUGAACAUUCCCAGAUCGUAUUGGCAGCUCUCCGGGUAUUACGGGAUGUCACAGCUGCCAUACCGUUUAUCGCGCCCCCCUCGCCCAUGAUCUCCAGCUCUUUAGCCGAUACCAUAUUCACCAACGGCCACCUGGAAUUGUUCUCGCAGAUCCUUGCCCCGCCGGCGUCGAGCCCAGAUAGCGAAGCCCAGGUAUCCAUCGUGGCAUACCUGAUUCGAAGUCUUUGUCGAGGUGAACACCAGUCUGCUUUGGUAGGAAGUGGGAUACUUGAUGCUCUUGCCACGAGGCUGGCAAGUUUCGCUGUUGCCGAAGGACAAGUUCUCCCCGGAGCCGAGAUCCUCGCUGCUGCCGAAGACCUUUACGAUUAUAUACCAGAGCCCGCAACCCCUGCUGGAAGUUUGGAGGAGGUAUUGGGGGCCAUCGCCGUCAUCAUAACCGACUCGCCUUUCCGAACCUGCAAACUACUCUUUUCGCCCUCCAUCUUGGCUAUAUUUCCCAAUGUCAAUGUUGAUUUGGGCAAGUACUCGAGGACACCACCAGAAUCUCUCGAAUUGCCGGGGUUGAGACCUAUCAGACAGAGGGAGAUAGAGUUUAUGGAUCUGCUGCUUCCUUACGUGCCAUCUCAAUUGCGCGGCCAGACCGGUCACGCAUUCCCCCCUCUCGGCACAUCGACUCCGAAGGAGAAUUCCAACCUCUACGGCCGACCCUCUUCCAAGCUUCAGACAAGUAUAGUGUCGUGGUCUCCACCAGAAGAAAGCUUCGCCGCCAGCGAUAAUGACUCAGGUAAUGCCGAGAGCCCAAUGUUGCCAUGGCUCAUCAACCUCGUUCGCACUCGGAGUGGCGGCGAAGUGUUGGCGGCCGCUUCGGUAUUGACUUCUCUCUUUAAGGCAGGAUUUGCCUAUAAGACCAGGGAGCCCAGUCUGGGUCUGUUGGUUGUGCCAGUCCUUCUGACUCUAUUAAAUGAUGUCGAGGCGAAGAUGAAGGACGUUGACAUCAGCAACCGGAACCAUGACACAGCAUCUUCUUUGCGCAUUAUUGAGGAGACACCCGCCUUGUUAGCUCGCCUCAUCACUGACAGCGAGCCACUCCAGAAGGCCGCGUUUGACUGCGGCGCUGUCAAGGUGAUAUCCAAGCUUCUCAAAGGCAGCUACGACGCCCCUCUUCCAACCACCCAAGCGCGUCCUUGGUCGCCGCGAGUCAAAGAUGCAAGUACCAGAGGAAACAUUCCCGCAGAAUGCCAACUGGGCGAAGAAGGACCUCAUCAACAACUCGUGCAUCGCAUUAAAGUGAGGGAAAACUCGUUGAUGGCCCUUGGUGCGCUCGCAACAUUCACAGAGGAGUACCGCAAAGCUAUCAUUGACCAGGACACGAUAUCAUACAUUGUCGAUUCUUUAGACCCAUCUUCAAGGGCGUCCAAGCUAUACGUUGACCAGGCGAGGUCAGACUCUACCAAAAAGGUUCCCCUGGAUUGGAAUAUAAAUCCGGUGUCCGUGGUCGAGGCAGCGUGUUACACAAUCCGGAUGCUAUCCCGCUCAGUCAACAUUCUUCGCACCGCUCUAGUCGAUCACGGGGUCGCGAUUCCCAUCUUCCAGCUACUUCGACAUCCUGAAAUCGAUGUGCAGAUCGCUGCCACCGCCUCAAUUUGUAACCUAGUCACUGAUUUUAGUCCUAUGCGAGAGCCACUGGUCCGGGCUGGAGUAUUGAAAGCCCUGUGUGAACAUGCACAUUCUCAAGUCUCCUCCCUGAGACUGAAUGCAUUGUGGGCUCUGAAGCAUCUGGUCGAUUUUGCGAGCAUUGAACUCAAGAAGAGAUGCGUAGAGGAGCUUCAGUCUGGAUGGCUGGUCCAAUUAAUCUGCGACGAUACUGAGGAUGAGGCCCUGUUCGCGGCAAAGGCUAAGACUGAUAGGCAAGCAGCUCAAGGCAUUCUGGACGACAUGGACGAGGAUAUGGACAUGGGUCCUGUGGACAACUAUAGUCGACCCUGGCUCUCGACCUCUUUCUAUAAGCCGCCGUCUGCUGGUCAGGCACAAUCUGACAUACGAAUACUCCAGCUUGCAGAGACCCGACUUUCGGUUCUUCAAGAAGCAGAACUCAACCCUAUCCGCAAGGCAAGGCAGGACGACUUAUUGAUCCAGGAGCAGGGUCUUGGCUUGAUUAGAAAUCUAAUCGGCGGGGCUCACUCAAGUAACAGCGCAGAGUCAGCAAAUGACACAACAGAGAUGAUCGAUUUUUUGUUCAACACUCUGGGCCAAGAUCGACUCUUCGAUAUAUUGGGGUCCAAGAUGAGAGUGAAGGUUCUUCAUCCGUACAGCCGGCGAAGUGCGACGGGUAGCGAGACCCGAGUGCUGCCCCCUCAAGCCAAGAUUAUCGAGGCUGUGAUCUAUAUACUGGUUCACAUAGCCGCUAGCAUUCCGCGGCACCGGCAGCUUGUCAUUGCGCAGACAGAACUGCUUCAGCAACUGGCAAAGUUGUUCAGCAGCCAAGAUAGGGAAGUGCGAGUGGCGCUUUGCCACCUGAUCAAUAACCUGACAUGGCAGGAUGAUGGUAGCGACCAGCACGCCUGUUCGCAACGGGCUUCUGAGCUCAGAAAGUUGGGUUUCUUGGCCAAGUUGGAGACCCUUGGUCAAAGUGACGACGAAUUGGACGUACGCGAGCGUGCUAAAUCUGCGCUGUGGCAAAUGAAGUCUGGGUAUUAG
Anthostomella pinea is the source of this 3060-nucleotide messenger RNA. The record is from the annotation of a GenBank genome assembly. Lineage: Eukaryota; Fungi; Ascomycota; Sordariomycetes; Xylariales; Xylariaceae.